UUUGACGUUCAGGUUAAGAGAUUGCGUUUAUAACGUAAACAACCGAAUAAGAAUAUCAAAUAAUCUUUCCAAUACUGUGCAUAAUUAUCAUGGAUAUCGGCGGUUCCCCGAACAUAACAACCACUAAGCGCAAUGUGAAGUACACAAAGAGCUCAUGGAGCGUCCACGAGUUUGAAGUCUGGAGUGGUGAAUUUAUUUGUCGAGUAGUAUCUUUGAAGAUGCGCGACUCGCUGCUAGUGUGGGUGGGCGGUCGAGAGCCGCGACUAGACGACUUGGCGUUGGCUGUGCCUCAUGGGCGCAGCGCGGUGGCCACUAGCCUGGUGGAUGCGGGUGGAGCAGCAGACGGACUCGCGGCGCGGCUCGCGGCGGCUCUCUCGCGUCCGGUUCACGUGUGCUGUGGACUCGUGCUGGAUCGCUUCACAGCACCGCUCGUCGAGAAGGGCAUCGCCACGGAGAUUAAAAACCAUCCAGAAUACUUUUGACGACGAGUGUAGAAUUCGUUUAUUAGUAAGAAGUUAUUUAGGAAUGACAGAAAUUGUGCUCGAAAUGCAACACAUGCGAUGAAGUGAUGAUCGAUAAAUACAGUUAUGAGACAUUUACAACUGCAUGUACAUUGUGUAAAAUAUUAAUUUGUUAAGUGUUGGAUAAAGUUAACUCAUUGUAAGCCACAUUGAUGGUAUGCUUUUACUCUUGACAAGAGAGUUGUGGAAUGUUGUAAGGUCUGCACGUCUAGAGUAAUGUUCUCUUUGAGUCAGUACUGGAAUAUGUUUUUGCAGCCGAGUGUUCCGUGUGCUGUAAUGUUGUUCAUAUAUAUGUAUUUAUAUAUAACAUAGUAUUGUUAUGAGAGUGAGAGUGACCUUGACCUUACAUGCUACAACAAUAAAGGCGACCAUUCAUUAUGAGGUUUGCAAGCUGUAAGUCACGGAACACGUCAGUUCCUGGUGAGUGAGCAACGCUGAAGGUUGUGAAUCUUGAAUUUACAAAAUAAAUUUAAAUAAACUUUCUGUAAAACUU
Danaus plexippus (monarch butterfly) is the source of this 1014-nucleotide messenger RNA. RefSeq lists its product as uncharacterized. The transcript has a single exon. Bases 90 to 482 code for a protein of 130 amino acids. The record is from RefSeq and is a predicted model, not a curated record. Gene Ontology annotation, biological process: proteasome assembly. NCBI's taxonomy places the organism in Eukaryota, Metazoa, Arthropoda, Insecta, Lepidoptera, Nymphalidae.